Symbiodinium sp. CCMP2592 is the source of this 760-nucleotide messenger RNA. The record is from the annotation of a GenBank genome assembly. NCBI's taxonomy places the organism in Eukaryota, Dinophyceae, Suessiales, Symbiodiniaceae.
GCAGUCGCUGCCACAGGUGGCAGUAUACUUCUUGGCCACUGUCCUUUCCUCUGCCCUAGUCGUCGGCCCGGUGAGUCUUCUUCGACUGCCCCUGCUGGCGCAGCUCAUGUGGGCCGUGGCCACGCGCCGCCUCCGGAGACUGCUUCGACUUCCCGCGGUGGAAACCGAGAAGAGUCAGUUCUUGGCCGCAGCGGCCGAGGACUGCUUGGACACGCCGCCCAUGGCAGCAGAUCUCUCGGCGUUGUUGCUUGUGCUGCUUGUUUGCGUGACCUAUGCCGCUCUGGCGCCGUUGAUCAUCGUCGCCGGGGCCUUGUUCUUCGCUUUGCGCUGGCUGGUCUUGGCACUGCGGUAUCUCUAUGUCCAUGUCCCCCGUUUCGACUCGGGGGGUGCCUUCUGGUAUCUGCUCUGGGAUCAGGCCAUCAUGGCCCUCUUCCUGGGGGAUGUAGCGACCCUGGCUGCUGUGGCGCUGAGGUCCGGCUACGCGCAGCUGCCUUUCCUGCUGCCGCUGCCAUUGCUGCCCGUGGCCUUUCGCCUCCGUGCCGAGUUCCGCUUCGCCGAGCCGUCGCGACGGCUGUCGCUGCGAGCCGCACGGACGCUCGAUGCAAGGGCAGAUCCCAACUUGGCCGAUCGCUUCCCCUUCGAUGCUUACUGGCAUCCGGCGCUUCGGCAUCCGGCCCACGUGGAGGAAGCUCGAUCCAGAAGCUUCCUCCACCCCUCGGCUUCGGAGCCGAUCUACGACAAGGAUGUCCUUCAGGAUUAA